Penicillium chermesinum is the source of this 2190-nucleotide messenger RNA. RefSeq lists its product as uncharacterized. The coding region runs from base 1 to 2190 and encodes 729 amino acids. Gene Ontology annotation, molecular function: oligopeptide transmembrane transporter activity. Gene Ontology annotation, biological process: transmembrane transport. The transcript is spliced from 19 exons. Lineage: Eukaryota; Fungi; Ascomycota; Eurotiomycetes; Eurotiales; Aspergillaceae. The record is from RefSeq and is a predicted model, not a curated record.
AUGCACGAACGAGGAGAUUACGAGCCCCAGGGCGAUCACAAGAUAGAGAAGUCGCGCCAGUGGGACCCCAACCUGCCACAGGAGAAGGUGGAGGAGAUCCACGAAGCAGUGAUCACAGAAGAUCAAGAAAAAGCAGUGGAAGUCGAGAAGUCCUUGGUGCAAGAUUCCCAAUAUGAAUCAGUUCGUGCUGCUGUGCGCAAUACAGAUGGCGGGGAGCCCGCUAAUACAGUGCGCGCCUGGAUCCUGGGGACGAUCUUUUGCACAGUCGGCAGUGGAGUGAACAUGUUUCUGAGCAUGAGGAGUCCGGCGAUAUCGAUCCCUGCCAUUGUUGUGCAAUUGGUGGUUUAUCCUUUUGGCUGCCUAUGGGCCAAAGUUGUUCCUACCAAGACAUUCAACACAUUCGGGAUCAUGGCCAACGUCUCGAUAGGUUAUGCAUACUGUACUGAUGCAUUGCUGGCAUUGAAAGCACCAUCCCUGUACAACUUGGAUCUGUCCUGGGGAUUCCAGCUUCUAUUCGCAUUAAGUAGUCAAGUCAUAGGAAUUGCACUUGCUGGGAUGUUUCGCCGAUUCCUGAUAUGGCCGGCCGCCAUGAUAUGGCCAACUCAAUUCGCCAAUACCACUUUGUUCUAUGCCCUUCAUGACAAAAGCCCAUCCAAUCCUUUGGAGACAAACGGAUGGAGUAUUUCGCGCUAUCGCUACUUCAUGUAUGUCAUGAUAGGCGCAUUUUGCUGGUAUUGGUUACCGGGCGUGGUUUGGCAAAGCCUUUCAGUCUUUGCAUUCAUUACUUGGAUUAAACCGAACAAUGUGGUUUUAAACCAGCUGUUUGGUGGCUAUACUGGGCUUUCUCUCAUUCCAAUCACAUUCGACUGGACAUACGUCUCUGCUUAUCUCUUGGACCCGUUGCUGACCCCGGCUCACGCAAUCUUCAACACCAUGAUCGGACUUGUAGUAUUUGUGUUGAUAACUACGAUCGGAAUUGCGUACACUGGAGCCUUGUACUCUGAAUACCUUCCUAUAAAUACGUCCACUACCUUUGACAACACACAGCAAGCAUACGAAGUUCGAAAUAUCCUUGGCCCCAACUUCUCGUUUGAUGAGAAGAAAUACAAAGCCUACUCGCCCAUGUUCCUAGCACCCACCUUCGCUCUGAACUACGGACUCUCUUUCGCCGCCCUGACUGCGGUGCUAGUGCACGUUGUUUUAUACCACCGCACGGAGAUAUGGCGUCGUUUCAGGGAAGCUCGAAACCAAGAAUCCGACAUUCAUCUCAUGAUGAUGAAAAAGUAUCGCGAAGCUCCUGAAUGGUGGUAUGGAGCUCUUUUCAUUGGGGCUAUUGCGCUUGGUCUUGGCGGUGUGCUCGGAUAUGACACGAAUAUGCCUUGGUGGGCUUUCUUCGUGUCUCUGAUCAUUGCGUUUAUAUUCAUUAUUCCAACUUGCAUGAUAAUGGCCGUCACGAACAUCCAGCUCUCUCUUAAUGUCCUGUCCCCAUUCUUGGCUGGGUUUAUGAUCCCCGGGAGGCCAAUCGGUGUUAUGGUUUUCAAAGUCUUCAGCACGAUCACACUGGGGCAAGCGCAAGUUUACUGUCAAGAUCUGAAGUUGGCACACUACAUGAAAAUUCCACCCCGAGUCACAUUUAUGUCUCAGGUCAUCGCUUCGUUAUGGGCCUGUUUUGUGCAAAUUGCAGUCAUGAACUGGACUAUGGGGCAUAUUGAUAAUGUUUGCGCUGCAGAUCAAGCCUCUCAUUUUUCAUGCCCGAAUGGGCGGACGUUCUUCUCCUCAAGCAUCGUAUGGGGUGUCAUCGGGCCCAAACGAAUCUUUGGCCCCGGCGCAAUCUACACCUCGAUCCAAUGGUUCUGGCUCAUUGGCGCGGGGCUCCCUGUUGUGUUCUAUGUAUUCACGCGCCUGUUUCCAACAUCCAAACUGCGACUCUUGAAUGCUCCCGUAAUGCUCGGCGCCAUGUCCUGGCUGCCUCCGGCCACUCCAAUCAGUUACUCGUCUUGGAUCAUCUUCGGCCUCAUCUUCAACUACUGGAUCCGUCGUCGGUGGGGCGGAUGGUGGCGCCACUACAACUACAUCACGGCUGCUGCACUCGACUCGGGCCUCAUUCUGUCCACCAUUGUCAUCUUCUUCGCCAUAACAUUGCCCGAGGUUUCGGUGCCAAAUUGGUGGGGGGAACUCGGCCCCCUUUGA